This is a messenger RNA of Scleropages formosus (Asian bonytongue), 1452 nucleotides long. RefSeq names its product cytochrome b5 type A (microsomal) (gene cyb5a). The transcript is spliced from 5 exons. Gene Ontology annotation, molecular function: heme binding. Gene Ontology annotation, cellular component: intracellular membrane-bounded organelle; membrane. Bases 107 to 517 code for a protein of 136 amino acids. The record is from RefSeq and is a predicted model, not a curated record. Lineage: Eukaryota; Metazoa; Chordata; Actinopteri; Osteoglossiformes; Osteoglossidae.
GGCGCUGUGCCGCGCUUUGUCGCAACGGAGUUGCGUGGGAUCCGCCGUGGGAGGUAAUAUAUAUAUAUAGCAGGUAUCGUCAUCAUAAUCAGCAUCAUCAUUAGAAAUGGAAAAACAAGACAAAAACGACACGUCAGUAAAAUACUACAGACUGUCAGAAGUGCAACAGCGCAACACGUCGAAAAGCACGUGGCUCAUCAUCAACUAUAAAGUGUACGACGUGACCAAGUUUCUGGAGCAGCACCCGGGAGGUGAGGAGGUCUUGCGUGAGCAGGCGGGAGGCGAUGCCACGGAGACCUACGAGGACAUUGGCCAUUCCACUGAUGCGAAGAAAAUGGCGCAAAACUACAUUAUAGGAGAGCUGCACCCGGAGGAUCGGCCCAAAAUUGCAAAGCCUGCGAUGCCUCAGGGGAACCAUGAACCAGACAGCACAAGCUGGUGGUCUAGCUGGGUGAUCCCAGCUUUGGCCGCAGCCGUUGUAACAUUCAUGUACCGCAUGUACAUGUCGGAGGAAUGAGCUUGAAGACUUGGGAUGACGACUUGAAGACUUCCUGUACCAGCAUAGCCGCCAAAUAGUACUGAUUUUGUAUUGAUUUACUGUAGUAUCAUUGCUUACUGCACAUAUAUACAGGGACUGUAUAUAGUAUGCCAAAAUAAAUUCACGUUAUUCUUCACACCAUUGAACAACAUUCAAACAGUCCUCUUCUACCCGUCAUAGAAAGUUCCCGAUAAAGUCGUACUUAUAAUUGGUCAUAUUUUAAGAUUGUUUUAUUUUCUUUUGAUUUGUGCGUAUGAAAUCGCAGCUGUAGGCUUGUGAAUGAACCAUUCCUUAAAGUCAUGUAUGCAAAAGUUUUUUUUUUUUUUUUUCCCCUUUUAAAUCUUUAUAUCUCAGGACCACGGAAGCUGGGCAGAUUUCCACAAUGAAUGUUCAUUCUGAAGGCAGAAUAUAAAUAUGGUGCACCUACAAAUAAACUUAAAACACUAAACUGGUAACUUCAAUUAAAGCUACUCUCUCACAGGAGGUCCUUUAUGGGCCCUUGAUCCUCCGGCAAGUAAUAAAACCAGUCACAUUGUGUCUGUUUUAUGUGCAGCACUUGUGUAACUCACCAGCCGAUUUGAUCCAAACUGAUGGAUAAAUAUCGAUGAUGGUGAUUAUGAUAAUGCCUCCAGUCAUAGGUGUGACCUGUGCAUAUAUCUAUUAAAAAAAACAUUUUAAGAUGUCUUUUUGGUGUCAUAAGGUAUUCGACCUAGAGCUCUGAACAAGAUUCCUUAAGCAAGGGGUGCGAAAAGAAAGCUGUGUUUGCGGGGGCUGAUGUGACUGACUCAGAAUGUACGUGUUUUUGUUUUGUUUGUCCAGAGACCAAGAAUAGUUAUCUUCUAUUGUUGCAUUCGAUUAUACACUGUGAUUUUGUUUCAUUGAUUGGGUGCAAUAAAAUAUACUGUCCAUAAUAA